CAGUGGCUUGUGUGGCUGGCGUGAAUGGUUUUUUUUGCUGCUCUACUUGCUCCUGCUGCUGCUUCUGUUGCUCUUGUAGUUGUUGUUGCUGCUUCAGAUGCUGCGGUGGUGCUUCGGCGUUGCCUUGGUGGAGCGCCAUGGCUGAAUAGCUGGUGCUGAAACCCUAGGGUUGCGGGCGAUGGAGGUGGACACGAUUGCAGUGUUAGUGCAGGGCUGCAAGCUCUGGGGCUGGGAUUUCAUUGUGAGGUGAGGGUGGUAAGCAGGGUAGGCCAGGCGAGGGCGAGGGCGAGGAGGACGAGGAGGGCGAAGGGGCUUGAGUGAGUGAGGGUGUGGUAGAGCAGGGAAGGGGAAAAAGAGGGAGAGCGAUGGAGCGGGGUGAGGAGGUGGAAUACGGAGGCACGAUGGAGAUGGGGGAUUUCUUGUCGGAGAACGACGACGGGGAGGGUCUCAUGAUGCAAGACGGAGAAGAGAUGAGCGACGAGGAGAUGGACGUGGAUGAGUUGGAGAAGCGGAUGUGGCGCGACAAGAUGCGUUUGAAGCGGAUUAAGGAGCUGCAGAAGGAUAGGGAGAUGCGGAGCGGGACGGGGGUUGAUGGGAAGAGUGGAGGCGGUGGUGUCGGCGAGAGAGGGGUGGCGUCGGCGAAACAGCAUAAGCAGAGCCAGGAGCAAGCGCGGCGGAAGAAAAUGAGUCGCGCGCAGGAUGGAAUUCUCAAGUAUAUGUUGAAGAUGAUGGAGGUUUGUCAGGCGCAGGGAUUUGUGUAUGGUAUUAUCCCGGAGAAGGGGAAGCCUGUGAGUGGGGCAUCGGAUAAUAUUCGUGCUUGGUGGAAGGAGAAAGUGAGGUUUGAUCGGAACGGGCCCGCGGCAAUCGUCAAGUACCAGGCGGAUCAUGCUCUGCCGGGCAAGCCUAAAGGUAACGUCAGCACGGGUCCUACUCCUCACACUUUGCAAGAACUUCAGGACACCACUCUAGGCUCGUUGCUGAGCGCCCUGAUGCAACAUUGUGACCCUCCCCAGCGGAGGUACCCGUUGGAAAAAGGAGUGCCACCUCCGUGGUGGCCAUCCGGGGACGAGGAAUGGUGGCCUCAGCUAGGAUUGCCGAAGGGGCAAGGAGCGCCACCAUACAAGAAGCCUCAUGAUCUGAAGAAGGCAUGGAAGGUGGGCGUUCUUACCGCUGUCAUCAAACACAUGUCGCCGGAUAUUGCGAAGAUUCGCAAGCUUGUGAGGCAGUCUAAGUGUUUACAGGAUAAGAUGACAGCAAAGGAAAGUGCCACAUGGCUCUCAGUGUUAAAUCAGGAGGAAGGGCUCGCCCGGCAGCAGAGCGGUGCUGGAGGCAGCGCGGGCACUCCAGGCGGGCAAAAUGGUUCUGGUCUUGCUGGGAACAGCUCGAAUGAGUUCGACGUUGAUGGAGUCGAUGACUCUCCCCCUGGACCUUCUGGCAGUGAUGAAGGUCAGGAUGUGGACACUGAUGAUUACGAACCCUGUGCAGGCAGCCGACCUGCCCACUCUGCGGCUAAAGGUGGCGCAGACAGGGAUACCGAUUCUUUGGACUCAACGUUCGAUAAGUCUUCUCUUAGACCGCAAGAUGGAGACCUGGUGGAUGGUUCGAGAAAGAAAAGGUCGUCUGGGGAAGUGCAGAGUAUGGAGCAACGGGUUUACAUGUGCCCCUAUCCGAAUUGCAAGCGUAAUGAAUGGCGCAGUGCAUUUGUGGAUCGGGAACUACGGAACAUGCACCAGGCUUCGUGCGUAUUUAGACCAGUGGCCUCGGUCUCUGUAAACAAUAUCAUGUACUCCGGGAACACGCAGCCACAGGGUCUGAGCGGAAAAGGCCUUUUUCAAAUUGGAGGGAUGGUUGGUAAUCCUGGCGGCGUGAUUCAAGGGGCAGCAGGCUACGCACCUCUCCCACUUCCUGUUCCAAUUCAAAACAUGUCAUCGGUGCCGAAUAUGCAAGGUGGUAAUGGUGAUCAGCAACCGCUUCAUGACUUGCUUGCGGGACUCUACGGGGCUAACGGAAUGCAUCCAGUAGAGGGUUCCAUGGGAGUAGCGCGAUCCAGUGGUCUCGACGGAUCAGAGCUCUGCAAUGGCCUUCUAGCAAUUGAUAACGGAAUGGCAAAUCAAUCGCAGCGACAGAUGGACUCAUCAGAUCUCGUGGCGGACGAGACCAUGUUUGGGCAGGGUUUCGGCGAGGGCUCAAAUGUAACGGACGUUAGUAUGGAAAACCAUGGCAGUUUACCCAAGGAUGGUAAGGUUUUUGAGCACUCGUUCGACCCUCAUUCAGGCGUCGAGCCGCCGUUGGACUACAACUUUAGCUCCACUUUUGAUAUAGGAAUUGAGUCCCAUGUGCCAUUGGGGCCUUCCGCAAUAGAUCAUUUACUUGGUGAGGACCCCAUAUGGUACUUCGGUGCAUAGAAGUCUAUCAACCGAAAUCACAUGUUUGUGAUCUUCGCUAUGGAAGCUGGAGUGAGGGAUUAGAUUGAGAUUUAGAUAGAAUUUAGCUGGUGCUGUCUGAAGGCAGUACGACAUAAUGUAUAUCGUAGCAGGGCCUCUGAGUUGGAGCUGGGAGUCUUCUCGCGCCUGGUGGAGCUGCCUGUUUUGCGGGGAUGAAGUAUACUGGCUGUUGGGAAGGUUGGUGGGAUAGUGGAAGGGAAGAGAGAUGCAAGGGUGGUCUUGAAGGUUGGGGGAUGCAAUGGAUGCCAGGAUGGAUGAAGACCAUUAUCUUGAGAUGUGCUGGUCAAGGAGGCUCAGAGGAACAUGUGUUUCUGUAUGAUAGAGCAAGUGCUCUCAUUCUUGUACUAUAUCACCAUUGGUAUCUACAUUGGAGUGAAAGGGAGCUCAGUCCUAAUGCUGGAAAACGACUUGUUCUCCGAUGUGGCUGCUGCAUCCUGCAACCUUUGGCAGCCUUACGUGGGAUGUAACAUAAUCUCCUAUUUAAUGCAAACGUGGGUGCUUCUUCAAUUUCAUAUA
Messenger RNA from Physcomitrium patens, 2960 nucleotides. RefSeq names its product protein ETHYLENE-INSENSITIVE 3-like 1a. Gene Ontology annotation, molecular function: DNA-binding transcription factor activity; DNA binding. Lineage: Eukaryota; Viridiplantae; Streptophyta; Bryopsida; Funariales; Funariaceae. The record is from RefSeq and is a predicted model, not a curated record. Gene Ontology annotation, cellular component: nucleus.